CCCCUCAUUUUCUCGGCUUAAUCUUGGGACACACCUUCACCAUAAAUACUUUCUUCGCAUUUAGCCUCUGCUGGUAGCAAUUGAGCUUUUCCCUUCUUGACUACACUUUUGCGGCCCCAGGCCAUUUAUUCUUUUUGGAUCACUAGCUCAACAAAACAUUGGGUACUGUUGGACGUCUGUUAACAGCCAGCUAUAAUCUCAUCAACUCGCAUUACUUGUCGGUAUGUCGGGGCACCUUCCAGACUAUCAAUUGGUCUCUUCUAACGUCACCCGGAACUCAGCAAUAGUCUCUCCCCCUCCGUCCCUCUCCAUUCGAGAUCUUCCCGAGUCCACCGAUCGUCCCGCUACCAUGGCUUCCGAAGUGUCGAGUGUCAAUGUGAACGGCGGUGCCAAGUCCCGGGCUGCCAUGCUGGAAGAGCAGCAUGCCCGUGAUGAGGCGCACAAGCCUACUGUGGAAGAAGUUGUCGAUGAAGAGGAUCUGAAACACCCCCCUCCGUCUACCUCGGUGACCGAGGCCGAGUCCUCCACUCCGGCGCAGACCCCGGCCCCAACCGCCUCUCCAGCCCCCAAACCAGCUCCCAAGAAGACACCUGCUCUUGAUGUUCAGUCCGAGGAACUCUUCCCGGCUCUUGGAAGUGGUCCGAAGCCCAAGGUCCCCGCCGCCUCUACUUGGGGUGCCCGCGGUUCCGCCGCUGCUGCCGUCGCCAACGGCGCUGCCAGCGGCGCACAGGCUGGUAUGUUUUACCCGCUCCAUUGUUUGAAAAUCGCAUCGUUAUGCUGAUUUAUUCCUGAAAUAGCCCCCGGUGGUUUCGGUUCUGAGGUUCCCAGGAUCAUGAGUCUGCCCGGAAAGCACAUGGAACAGCUCCGGCUGGCGCCCUCGCAGAUGCUCCCUCGAGGCCAGCUCAAGAAGCCUCUGCGCGAUAUCCUGCGCGAUAUCUCUAAGCGAUCCAAGGCCAAUGUCGACAUGCGCGGCGGACCCGGUGGCUCCAUCAUCUUCGAGGGUAAAGGCUCCGUGGAUGCGGUCAGGCAGGCCCUGAAGGAAGUCGCUCAGCAGGUCGGAUCCAAGGCAUGUAUUUCCGUUGUCGAGGUUUGGGGUGGAUUGUCGACUAACGUCUUUCCAUAGCAAUCGGUUCGCGUUCCGAUUCCUACAUCCGCUCGGCCUCAC
This is a messenger RNA of Aspergillus vadensis CBS 113365, 1165 nucleotides long. RefSeq lists its product as uncharacterized. Lineage: Eukaryota; Fungi; Ascomycota; Eurotiomycetes; Eurotiales; Aspergillaceae. The transcript has a single exon. The record is from RefSeq and is a predicted model, not a curated record. The coding region runs from base 224 to 781 and encodes 185 amino acids.